AUGGGAAAACCCUAUGUAUUUUAUAAUGGAGAUUUUCUGAGAGGUGAUUUACAAAAACUGUUGAAANAAGAGGACAGUCGUACCAAAGAGUUGAAACGUGUGCGCAGGGCUGACCCCACGCCCGCCCCCGAGGAUGACCCGCUACUGAUAAAGGUGGGCGCCGUGGGACAGAGGUGUCUAUACUAUUACACGACAAAUAUAUCGGUGUCCGAGUUGAGCGCCGGUAAGUUGACACCACUGGUGGCCUACAAUAAGCCGGGUAUCGGUAUCGGUGAUCAGGGUGCGCUGGAUCCUAUAUCGCAGUGCUGGGUGAAUACGACCACCGAUGGUGGCGCACCGGAGCAGACAAAGGCCGGCUUACUGUUGCUGACGUAUACGAACGGGACAUUAGUGACCAAGUUCAAUAUUUCGAUCAACUCGUAUUACGUUAAGAAAGGCGUAACUAACUUCUGGAACAUAUCCUCGUUUGAGGUGACCCACCAAUCCGUUACCUACAAAAUGCUCGCCAAAGACCUGACCGCGGAGUAUAAGUUUGGCUACAGUUGCUCAGCCCUGACCCUCGUGUCCGAGCUGCCAAAAAAAGGCGACACCGUCGACCCUGACGGAAAGCGACUGGUGGUGGUGUUGCGUAGGUUCCAGCUCCAGCCCUUCCACAACUAUCUCAAUCAGGAUAUAUUCACGGAGUCCUUCCACUGCGAGACCUGGAUGACUAUGCCCUUGUGGAUGGGACUCCUGACACUACUGGUCCUGUUUGUCAUACUGUUUAUGGGCCUAUACUUCAUAUCCAUUGUCAACACUCCCGACCGGUUCGAGAACCCGAAGGCUAAGCCACUGAUCAUUACGAAUGCGGACGAGUAGUGUGUGUGUGCGGGGGUCGGGACCCCCGGAGUCCCACGGGUUUUACGACAAGUUCCCGAUUUUUAAAAGUGUUGUGAACCCUAUUGUAGCGCAAAAUUGUUAUUAAAUUGUAGUGUUUUUUAGUGUAACUUAUGUUUAAUUAAAUUAUUAUCCGGAUUAGUUUUUGAUUAUAAUUAAAUAAAUUUGAUUUUUAUGUCUAUAUUCCAGUCUGUGAUCAUACAUAACAUUAUGAAACACAUUGUAAUCAAGUGAUACCCCUUUCCCGUCAAUUAUGGGUUGGGGUCUACAAUCAUAGCCAGUGAGGGCUAGUAUUGAAUAUUUUUGGGGAUAUAUUUAAAUUAAUAUUUGAAAGAGUUUCAUGAGAUUAAAUGUUAAAGGUUAAUUUUUAACACCUAUUCUAUUAUAUUGUAUUCAGAUUAAUGUUAUGCAAAAUCCUUUGUGUAAAAUAAAAUUUUCAAAUAAAUGCUUUUAUAAACUAAAUA
Oppiella nova is the source of this 1340-nucleotide messenger RNA. The record is from the annotation of a GenBank genome assembly. NCBI's taxonomy places the organism in Eukaryota, Metazoa, Arthropoda, Arachnida, Sarcoptiformes, Oppiidae.